AUGACGGGCCUAUUCCUCCGUGUCAAACUUCUACUUUGCGCCGCCGUAGCAGUAAUUGUCUUGCUCCUGCCAGCUGCUCUGUCCGCCAAGAAACCUUUCUACGGGGUCGGUCCAGAAAUAGGAGGUUUCCCAGAAAUCAAAGGUGAUCUGUUUACUUUCCCCUCACCUUGGGCCUCCGUGCUCGAACAAGAGCUUCCAGGCGACUGCAUAGAGAUCACGCCUCUCUACGUAGACACGAUCAUUUAUGGAGUUCGGACGUCCCGUUCCCAGCCCGAGAUUCAUUUCGAGCUGGUUGGACAUGGGCUUUCGAUGGCCGGAGCCCAGAUUGAGCCAUGGCUGCAGCCUGUCAAUAUGACGAAGAACAUCAUUCUAGGUAACAACGAGGCUACAGCUUUCACCAUGAACGACCCUGCCGUCGCCUUUGAGAUUACCUUUCAUCGCUAUGGCGGUAUGAAAUUCCGCUAUCUCAACUACGAUCCCAGCACAAAGUGCUUUGACAUCAUGCUCCUACGAGAUGUGUCCAAAAAAUACAGAAUGACCAUUGGUAAAACGGUAGACGGUCCAGAUUUCGACACACAGCUUCAGCUUGAAACACGCACAAACUUUUGCACAGACAAGCUAGUGAUCAGGAUCAGGCGGUAG
Molecule: messenger RNA, 642 nt
Organism: Mycosarcoma maydis (corn smut)
Lineage: Eukaryota; Fungi; Basidiomycota; Ustilaginomycetes; Ustilaginales
Exons: 2
Coding region: 1-642 (213 amino acids)
Source: RefSeq, a predicted model, not a curated record